AUGGACCCCGUUCUAGCAGAAAGCAAUCUCGCCUAUCAUGGACUUCAGAUAACUUCAAGUGAUAGUGACACCGAUGACACGGGUGUCAAAUCACAAAGGGCUCAAACCGAUCAAAUUAAGUCGCUGAUUAGGACAUUUCUUGAGGAUAUCGGUUUUGAUCGCAGCAUUGUCGUGAUUGAAGACCAUGAGAUGAGGAGCGCUGUUUGGCAGUACUUCAAAGGCUUGGACCUAGGACAGAAUACCGAGAAAUCGGUCCACCAAACACUCGACCCUUCGGUAAACUUUGCAUACAUGGGUUAUACAUCUCUUCCCUUUCAGGUGAGGGUGCUAGCUGCCAUUCAAUUCCUGUAUAUGUUUCUAGUGGAUGAUGUGGCGGAGGAAUUUAUAGAGGAUCUUCAAGCAUUUGGUCAACACUUUGUUCUGGAUCGGCCUCACAAGCACGCCCUCCUCACUGGGCUAGAUGGUCACCUUCGCCAUCUAUCACAGUAUUACGGUCCAUAUUGCCACUCUGUGAUGGUUAAAGGCAUGCUUGAUUAUAUCAAUGGUCGUGUCAUCGAGCAUAAGAUCAAGCAGUCCAGUUUCAAGUUUUCGUCCGAGUCCCGCCUUAUGCCUAUGUUCCUGAGAACUAAGGUUGGAGGUGCAGAGAUCAUGGUCCAUCUUCUCUAUCCCAAUUCCGUCUUUCCCGAAGACGAAUACGUGAUGCAAUAUUUUCCAGUCACCCUGGAACUUGUCCUGUUCAUUGAUUUUACGAAUGAUAUCUUGUCCUAUUACAAGGAGUUCUGUCUCAGUGAUGAAACUGGAAAUUUCGUGGCGAAUUUCGCCGACACGCAUCAUGUCCAACAUUUGGAUGUCUUACGGUAUCUCACGAGCUAUAUGCCUAGUGUCACUAAAUCGGCUUAUAAACUGCUUCGAAAUAGUCCAUCGCUGCUCGCUUUGAUUAAGAAUUUCGCCCAAGGAAUGAUUAUGCUCUUCACAGCGCAUCGUCGAUACCAUCUAGUGGAGUUGUUUGCGGAUGAGCAAUAUUUGCCGCCUUAUGAUGAGGAUGCAUAG
Messenger RNA from Penicillium concentricum, 1050 nucleotides. RefSeq lists its product as uncharacterized. Bases 1 to 1050 code for a protein of 349 amino acids. The record is from RefSeq and is a predicted model, not a curated record. Lineage: Eukaryota; Fungi; Ascomycota; Eurotiomycetes; Eurotiales; Aspergillaceae. The transcript has 3 exons. Gene Ontology annotation, molecular function: carbon-oxygen lyase activity, acting on phosphates.